UAAAACAUUAUUUUGAAUAUUACAUCAAUAAUGUGGUAAUCUAUAACCAAAUACUUGCUUUGUAUUUAGGCUAUUAUACAAUGUUCAAUGUACAAAUGUUUGAAUCAAAGAAAAUAUAACUCGGCCUUUAGUUCUAGAGCACGACUGACUACUCUGUCCAAGCUACCUUGCAGAUUGCUCACCUUGCACUGACGUGCCCUGGAGACUGCGCGCUGUAUCGAGUAUCUGCUGCCCUCGCCCAAAUGCACCACUACCAAGCGUGCUAUCCGAUCCCGGAGCACCACAAAUGACUGAAAUCAUAGUUUUGCGGGGAAAUUUUGUGUUUGACUUUGGAAUGUAUCGACCAUGAUUCACGCGUGAUGGAUCUUGAUGACUGGGACAACGACGUAUGUUACUGUAACAUAGAUCAUUGUUAAGACUUAUAAGGACGGAGUUUGGCUACUUCAGCCGUUUCUCCUGCAGAGUUGAUCUCUUUGGCUGGCUUGCUACUUCCCUCACCAGGGGAGAGCUGGCAGGGCAACCCAUAUUCAGAGGUGAUGAAGCCUCAGGAGGGCGUGCUAGUCACUGAAAUCUCCAAGCUCCAGGGCAUUGUGUCGGAGCUGAAGGCGGGCUUCUCCAACGCUCUGCAUGAACUGAGCCAGAUCCAGCAUGGGGACACCUUCCUCCGGGAGGAGCUGGAGGAGAACCGGCGCAGCUGUGAGAAGAAGGCCCUCCACCUGGAGGCGCUGGUGCAGUCCUUGAGGGAUGAGCUUGGAGAGAUGCGUUGCCAGAUUUUGCAGCUGUGCUGCAGCAGACAGAUCCCUCAACAGGAAGCAAAGGCCCCUGAUAGGGGGCCGGGCCCCGCGGCCAAGGAGAGAGAAACUGACUCAGGGCCUGGGGCAGGAAGGAGCCACUGUGAGUGUUUUUCCAGCCCACCUGUGUCGUCCCCCAGGGGCCGAGUCCUCCUCCACUGCUACCUGCAGGGGCUCAAAGCUGGGCUGUGUGAGGCUACAGAGGAACGACAGCAGCUGACCACGCAGCUUCUGCACUCAGAAUGGGAGUACGUGUCGAUCUUAAACCAGCUCUACGACAAGUACAAGACACCGCCUGUCCUGCAAAGCAACCUGGAGCCAUAUCAGACAUUUCUAAAGUUCGUGGAACAGCUGUUACAGCGACACCUGCUCUUCAGGAACACUCUGGAGGAGAGACUCUCAGCACAACACUGGAAAUGCCUUGUUGGAGACAUAUUUGUUCAACUCAUCGGCCAUAACGAUUCAUCCUUUACAGACACGUAUCAUGGAUACACAAGCACCCUGGCAGCCUUCCUCUCUUUGGAGUUUGACAGGAUUAAGCUCUCUAAGAAAAUGCACACCAUGCAGAGCUGUGAGGUGGAGAGGGAGGAACUGAAACUGCUGUCUCUGCUGCUGGCUCCUGUCUCCCGGGUACACAGUUACCUCAGCCACAUUCAGAGUUUGCUGCAGUGGACAGGGAAGGAGCACCCAGACUCCAGCCUGCUCCAGGGGAGUGAGCGCGUGCUGAGGAACAUUCUGUCCCGUUGUCAUGUGAUUCUGGAGGAGGACGUCCGAUGGGGAGAAGGUGGAGUAGCUGGACUGAGUGUCUGCUCUGAGUCAGUGCCUGCGUGCUCCGGCGCCCAGAGCUGCUCUGCCAGGAAGGCCACCCGGGAGCAGCCCAGUGGCGCUCCGCAAAGACAGGACCAACACCAUGGCAACCUCUCCAACGGCCUCUCCAACGGCUGCCAUCCUGGUGGCUGGUCUCACAGCCUGAGGAGGAAGAGCUGCAUCAGAGACAGGACCGUCCAGGAAUGUGGGCCCCCGCGCCCCGGGCCCCCUUGCUGCCUGCUGCACCCUGGGGAGCAGGGCUGGACGGGGGAGAUGACCAGCGACUCGGGCCAGGGCACCUCCAGCCAGGCCGCGAACGGAGCUAGCCGCCUGGACACGCCCCACGCGGGCCGCAGCCUGGAGGACGGCGAGACAGACGAAGCGGGCGACACCUCCGUGUUCGACUACUCCUCCGUGACCUCCUGCAGCCCUGACGGAACCCUCCGCAGCGGGGUGGAGGGCAGCAACAGCGGGGAGGAAGAGGAGGAGGAGGAAGAGGAGGACAGUCAUGUGCCGGUUCUCCUUAAACCCUCCUCCUACCCCCAGCAGCAGUUGAGGGACACCCCCAGGGAGCGCACCGUGUGCCUGCGGUGGCAGAUCCCCAGGCUCAGCCCUCACCCCCCCCAAAGGCCCUGUCUGGAGGGCUCGGCCCCUGGCCUGGGGACCUCGUAUGGAAAGAGGAUGAUCAGCAUCAGACAGGGCUCUCCUCCUCUUCUACCCAACAGUGCCUUCAGGCCAAUCUGGGACGAGCCUUACAAGCAGGGAGAGGCCUCUCCAGUGAAGGAGAACCCUCAGGGCUUUGUCCCCAUCCAGACUCAAGAGAGGCAGUUGUUUCCCAACUACCACCAGGCCCAGAGCUGCAGGUCGGGGGUGGAGGCGUCCCCCUUCCAGGACCAGCAGGGGCGCAGCCGACUGGCCAGGCGGCCGGGCGUGUGGGACGAGAGCGAGGACAGCGAGGGGCCCUGCAGCACCGUCUGAAACACGCCCGCAGACGCCACCCUCCGCCCAGACCUGCCCCAUCCCAGACCUGCCCCGUCCCAGACCUGUCCGAUCCCAGCACCCCCCUCCCUCCCAGGGGCACGGACACGGGACAGCAAGGGGACCCCCUCAAGUUUUUAGGAUCCAGAACUCUUCAAGAACACCAGCAGAUAUUCUCUUUCCCAGUGCUAUGCUGGAUGGCCGUCAGGUCAAAUAAGACACAGGGGGAGGGGACAAAAUAGUAAGUACAAAAUAAGACUGGGUG
Molecule: messenger RNA, 2841 nt
Organism: Osmerus eperlanus (European smelt)
Lineage: Eukaryota; Metazoa; Chordata; Actinopteri; Osmeriformes; Osmeridae
Exons: 15
Coding region: 537-2576 (679 amino acids)
Molecular function (GO): guanyl-nucleotide exchange factor activity
Source: RefSeq, a predicted model, not a curated record